Messenger RNA from Seriola dumerili (greater amberjack), 27170 nucleotides. RefSeq names its product spectrin repeat containing nuclear envelope protein 1 (gene syne1b). The transcript has 144 exons. Lineage: Eukaryota; Metazoa; Chordata; Actinopteri; Carangiformes; Carangidae. Gene Ontology annotation, cellular component: membrane. Gene Ontology annotation, molecular function: protein binding. The record is from RefSeq and is a predicted model, not a curated record. The coding region runs from base 1 to 26325 and encodes 8774 amino acids.
AUGGCCUCUCUAAGGCAGUUCGGCCGAGCGUCUGUGGACAUUGCUAAUGUGAUGCAAAAACUGCAGGAUGAACAAGAGGCAGUGCAGAAGAGAACCUUCACAAAAUGGAUCAAUUCUCAUUUAGCAAAGCAUAAACCACCACUAGAGGUUAACGACCUUUUUGAGGACAUCAAAGAUGGGGUGAAGCUCUUGGCUCUGUUGGAAGUGCUGUCUGGCCAGAGACUACCCUGUGAGCAAGGCCGCCAGCUGAAGAGGAUUCACUGGGUUUCCAACAUCGGCACCGCACUCAAAUUCCUUGAGGGCAGGAAGAUCAAGCUUGUUAACAUUCAUGCCACUGACAUCGCAGAUGGACGACCAUCAAUUGUCCUUGGGUUGAUAUGGACUGUUAUCCUCUACUUCCAGAUUGAGGAGUUAACCAGCAACCUGCCAGCCCUCCAGGCGCUUUCCAACAGCAACUCUUCUGUGGAGAGUAUAGCCAGCUCUGAAACAGGAAGCCCACCCAUGAAGAGGAAAGUGGUCAACAAAUUUCAGGGCAAUGCCAAGAAGGCCCUGCUCAGAUGGGUGCAGUGCACUGCUGCAAAGCAUCAUGGAAUUGAGGUGAAGGACUUUGGUCCCAGCUGGCGAGAUGGUGUUGCAUUCCAGUCGGUGGUGCACGCCAUCAGGCCAGACCUGGUGGACAUGGAGGCUGUGCGGAGGAGAAGCAACAGGGAAAAUUUGGAGGAGGCCUUCUCACUUGCUGAAAAUGAACUGGGCAUUCCCCGUCUGCUGGAUCCAGAAGAUGUUGAUGUAGACAAGCCAGAUGAGAAAUCCAUCAUGACAUAUGUGGCUCAGUUCCUCAAGCACUAUCCAAACCCCCACCACUCCGAGACUGAUGGACAGCAGGAUGAGCUGCUUCUUGGCUCAAUUCCAACUUUUGCACUGUCAGUGCCAAUACUUCAGAGAGAGGAGCGGAAGAUGCUGAGAGAGCUGAAGGUGUUUUUAGACCAGCUGGAGAGAGAUGUGCUGCGGGCCCAGGGAGCAGAGGGAAACCUCACUGACAAAUAUCAGGCGUUUAAGAGCUUCCGUGUACAGUACGAAAUGAAGAAGAAGCAGACGGACCCGCUGCUGCAGCCAGUCCACAGGGAUGGCAAGCUGUCUGUGGACCAAGCUCUAGUCAAACAGGCCUGGGACCGUGUAUCUGCCAGGCUGCUGGACUGGCACAUCCAUCUGGACAAGUCUCUGCCUGGUCCUCUUGGAGUGAUUGGAGCCUGGCUUCACAGGGCAGAGAUGGCUCUGAGAGAAGACAUACCCAUCCAACAUGCUCACGACGAGACAGCCAAUGUUCUUCACAGAAAACUAGAACAGCAUAAGGAAGUAUUAAAAAACUUGGAAUCGCACAGGCAAACCUUCCACCAGAUCCACAAGGACAGAUCAGUGAAUGGGGUACCUGUCCCACCUGAACAGCUGCAAGACAUGGCCGAACGGUUUAAUUUUGUGUCUACAUCAUCAUAUGCUCACUUGAUUAAACUGGAAUUCUGGGAGAUAAAGUAUCGGCUGAUGGCGUUUCUUGUGUUGGCUGAAUCAAAGCUCAAGUCCUGGAUCAUUAAGUAUGGCCGGCGGGACUCAGUUGAGCUCCUCUUGCAAAGCUACCUUACUUUCAUUGAAGGCCACAAGUUCUUUGAGCAGUAUGAGAUAAUCUUCACAGCCCUCCAGCAAGCUGCAGAGGUUUAUGUAAAGUCUGAUAGUUCAAUCGAUGAAGCAGAGGGGGUAAGUAAAUUCCUCAGUGAUGCCACGGCUCAGUGGAAGAAUCUGGCUCUGGAGGUGCGCAGUGUUCGCAGCAUGCUGGAGGAGGUGAUCUCCAACUGGGAGAAGUACAGUAGCACAGUGGCAGGUCUGCAGGCCUGGCUGGAGGAUGCUGAGCAGAUGCUCAACCAGUCAGAAAAUGCCAAACGUGAUUUCUUCAGAAACCUCUCUCACUGGAUCCAGCAGCACAUGGACAUGAACGAUGCUGGGAACUUCCUCAUUGAGACUUGUGAUGAAACAGUCUCCCGAGAUCUGAAGCAGCAGCUGCUUCUACUGAACGGGAGAUGGAGGGAGCUGUUCGUCAAAGUCAAACAUUAUGCAAGAGCAGAUGAGGUGGAUAAGUUGAGGCAAGACUACCAAGAUGGUAUUAAUACCUUAAAGAUGUUCAUGGAUGCAACCAAUGAGAAGAUGACUGCUCCUGUCCAAGUGUCUUUCCUGAACGUCAGAGCCUUUGUUCAAGAUGUUGAGGAGGUCAAGCACAAAGUGCCAGCUAUGGAAGCAGCCUGUAAGGCAGCGAGUCGGACGGCUCAGCUGUUGACCAAAGACACGCCACAGGAGGAGGUCUCACAGAUGAUGGCUGUGAUGGCCUCGAUCAAAGAACAGCUGAGCAAGGUGAGAGAGAGAAGUUUGCCUCUGCUGAGGGAAUCCCAAUCUUUAUUACCUCCACUGGAAGAAAUGGAGAAGAACAUUACAGGCUUUUACCAGGCUCUGGAGAAGGCCAGUCAUAUCACCAGCACCACAGACUCUGAGGGACCAGUAGACUUUAAACAGAGAUGCCAGGAGCUGGCGACCUUCACACACAGCUGUAAGAAGUGUCUGACAGUGAUAGAGAGAAACCACCAGACUAUCCAGAAAAUAAUGAACAGCAGUAAAACCCUCCAGCACAUGGACAUGAGUCUUCUGCAGAAAAGAGUCGGAGACCUGCAGGCGUCCUCACAGACAAUGAUUAAAGAAUCUACUGAGUGGCGGAAGCACGUAGAGGCGAACAGCAGCCUCAUGAAGAGGUUUGAUGAGUCACGGGUGGAGCUGGAGAAGGUUCUUAAAAUGGCACAGCACUGUCUGACAGAGAGAGGCAACCCAGAGGAGCUGCUCAAGAAACACACAGAAUUCUUUGGUCAGCUGGACCAGCGAGUUUUGAAUACAUUCCUCAAGGCUUGUGAUGAGCUGACAGACAUUUUGCCGGAGCAGGAGCAGCAGUCGCUGCAGGAAACAGUCAGGAAGCUGCACAAACACUGGAAGGAUAUCCAGACAGACGCCCCUUUUCACCUCUUGCACCUGAAAGUGGAGGUGGAGAGGAGCAAGCUGAUGUUGUCGCUGCAGGAGUGCCAGGCAGAGGUGACCAGGGAGAACCGCCACCUGGCUAGCAUGGGGAGCGAGAGGCUCAUCAAGGAGCACAGGGCCUUCUUUAGGGAAAAGGGCCCUCAGUCCAUCUGUGAGAAAAGGCUGCAGCUGAUGGAGGAACUUUGUCAAAAACUCCCUGAGGGUGACCCUGCUCACCAGACCCUGGAAAUAGCAAGAAAGGACUUCUCUGAGGUCCAAGAGGAAAUUGAGAACACCCAUCAGAAGAUAUUACAGCACCCGGAUAAAUGGAAGGAGUACAACACAAGGUACGCUGAAUUCUCCUGCUGGCUCAUAUCUAAAGAAAGCCAACUGAGGCUGCUGAGAAACCGAGCCAACGAUCCCAGAAAAUACAGCCAGGUGAAGGCUACCAUCAUGGAGCUUAGGAAUGAUGCAGAGCUACAGGAGGGGAAUCUUGGCUGGCUGAAGGCCCGCAUGGCCGGAAUGAUUGAAAUCUGCGCUGACAGCGAUGCCCAGAGGCAAGGAAGUGCACUGAGCAAGCUCUCUACUGAUUUUAAGGGUCUUCUUGCUUCGCUCUUAGAGGCUGAGAAGAUGGUGCUGGCUGUGGGGGACUGUGUGCAGUUCAGGGAAGAAGUACAAACGACUCUGGAUGAUCUUGUUCACGGGCAGAAAGAGGCGCAGGCUGAGGUCACCAAAAUACUGGACUGUCCAACUGUCAGAGAAGCUCAACAACUGCUACUUGUUCACCAGCAACUGCUGAAACGCCUGAAGCUUAAGAGGAAGGAUGUCCAGCAGCUGAUCACCAGAGGUCAGCAGCUCCAGGCCGAGGAAGGUCUGGGAGAAACUCUGCAGCAGGACCUGCAGAGUCUGGAAAACACACUCAGCAAAAUGGAGCAGAAUAUGGAUUCACAGGAGCAAAGCCUUGAGGUCACACUGGCAGCCUGGCAGGAGUUUGACAGCCAGCAGGAAGCAGUGCAUGAGUUUGUCAACAAGGCCCGCUCAACAAUGGAGAGAGACCUGAACUUCAGCAGUCCAGAGAGCCUGGCUGUUGAGCUUGACCAGGCUAGAGUGUUGUUGAAGCAGUGUGAAGCAGAGGCCUCGCAUAUGAACACGUUGCUGAAGAGAGCGACAGAAAUUCAGCUCGGUCCCAAAAACAAGACUCUGCUUUUACAGCAAGCUCGUUCCCUCAGUGAGCAAGUGGACACAGUGGAGGCUGGGCUCAAAAAAGAUGUCAAGACUCUGGAGGAAAUGAAAACUCAGUGGGACCAGUUCGGAGCUGGUUUUGAAACCUUUUCCUUGUGGAUAUCUGAAAAGGAAAAGCAGCUGGAUGUACUGAAAUCUUCUACCUUGAAUCUUGAGCAACAGAUCAACACAGUAAAGACCGUUGGCACAGAGCUUCAAGGACGAGCCGAGGUCCUUUCUCAGCUGGAGGCAGAUUCCCAGGCGCUGGCCCAGUUUGUGUCUUCGGGGGAGGCAGCUCGCAUUAAGGCUCGUCUGACCCAAAUCGGCAGGUACUGGGAGGAGCUGAGGGAGAGUGUACAGCAGCUUGAUGGACAGCUGGAGGAAAGCUCCUCUCACCAGCAGAAGUUUAAAACAAGCCUCGAGACUGUGCAAGCAUCUCUCGAUGAGCUACAUACGAAACUGGAACAUCCUAUCAAAUCCUGCACCUCCUCAUCAGAGACCUACAAAGCUCUUCAGAACCACAUGGACGUCUGUCAGGGUCUUGAAAGGCUGAAGGGAACCUUGCUGUCCCUGUCAGCUGGUGCUCGCAGACUCAGUGACAAAGAGCAAGCCGAGAGGACUGUGACAGAGCUGAACUCCAGCUAUGACCAAAACAUACAGGAGGCAAAGGACAAGCAGAGCACUUUGGAGAACCUGCUUUCCCUUUGGCAAAAGUAUGAGAAACAGCGUUCAAACUUUGUUUCCUGCUUGGAGAGGAGUGAGUCUGCAUCCAAACUGGAGAGUCAGUGUCUGUCAGCUGAUAAAGCCAAACUCCGCACAGAGCUACAAGAUUUGCAGGCCUUGCACUCUGAAGUCCAGUACCUGGAGCCGGCUCAUGCUGAGCUAGUGUCUCUGGGAAACUCAUUGUAUGUGACUGCACCUGAAGAGAGAGUGAGGCAGCUGAAAGACGAGCUGGAGACUCUGCAGAAGAGAUUGCACGUUCAAAAUGAAAUCCUGCCUCAAAGAAUCAAAGAUCUUCAGAACCACCUCUCCCUGGUGGAGCAGUUUGACCAGGCCCUGCUUAAAUUCUCCCAAUGGAGUGAGGCCAUGCUCUCAAAUGUGCACUCAGCUUCUCAAGUCAACAUUAGCAACCUGCAGUCUGCCGCCACACAAGUAAAGGAGACCCAGGCGGCCCUGCAGAAGCAGUCCAGUGUGAGACAGAGCUUGGAGCAGCAGGCCGAGAAGCUCUGUCAGUUCUGUGAGCCUGGUGAUGCACAGCUCCUCCGCAGCAGAGCAGACAGCUGUUUGCAGCCCUACAUAGAGGCCCAGCACAUAGCUGAGCUCCAGUUAGAGUGUCUGGAAAGGCUUGAGGCUUUUCUGCAGACCCACAGUGUGGCUGCAGGGGUGUUGCGGGGUCUGAGACAGACUGUGGAGAGUGCAGGGAGCUGGGAUCGUGGAAGAGUAGAGGAGCUGCAGCAGGAACUGGCCACUAUUGUCCCAGACAUUACCCAUCUUGAGACCCUGGCCGUCAAUCUGGACAGUAGUCUCUGCAAAAGCCAUCUCCACAUCGGUGCUGAAGAGGGGUCUCGUAAGUCAUGUCGUAUGCUGGCUGAUUCACUCAGUGCUGAGCUGGAUACAGUGAGGAACCUACUUGGUACUAAGCAGAGUGAGGCGGAGGCCCUAGGGGCUCUGUGGACCUCAUUUAGACAACGGAAAGAACAGCUGCUCAAAGCUGUGGAGGACAUUGAAGAAAAAGCAGAUCACCAGAGCUUCAAAGAGCCGAGCCUGCAUGCUCUGCAACAGAGGCUGAGGUUCUUUAAUCAGCUGGAGGAUGAACUACAGUCUCACCAGCAUGAGGAGCAGUGGCUGAGGGACAAGGGCAACCAGCUGGCCCAGAGAGAUGCGGAGCUGGCCGGGGAGGUGCUGAGGGAAAUCAGUCUGCUGGAGACCACGUGGGAGGACACCAAGAAGCUCAUCACAGAGAGACAGGAGCAGUGCAAUGUUCUUGUUGAGCUCAUGAGAGAAUACCAAAUCCUGAAAACCUCCAUCAGCAGCGUAAUUGAGAGCACUGAGCCUCUGGUUGACAUAAGCUCUGUUCUGAAAGACCACGAGGAAACCAAGAGGUCACUAACCAAGCAUGAGGCGGUGAAGACAGAGAUGGCGGUCAAGCAACAUGACCUGGACCAGUUUUCCAGCAAAGGAAAACAACUAGUGAUUGAACUGAAGAAGAUCCCCGACUGUGACUCUGAAAUGAUGAAGAAGGAUAUGGAGACACUAGUGGAUCAGUGGCUGGACGUGUCUGAGAAAAUAGAUGACAACAUUGAUCGCCUGAACCAGAGUGUAGCUCUGUGGGAUGAUGUGCGUAAAAUCAGCGAGGACAUCGAGAGCUGGACAAGCAGCUGUGUGAUUGAACUAAAUGAAAGCCUCAACAACCUCAACAACAGUCAGAAGGUGUCGGAAAGGCUCUCUACCUUACAGGCAGAAAUGGGCGAGAAGGAACAGAAACUUGAAGCCCUGCAGAGCAGAGUCUCAGAGCUGAAGAAGUGUAGUCAAAGUCAAGAGACUCCUGCUAAAUUACAGGUGCUGGAGAAUGACCUGCGUAAGAAGAUCAGCACUGUUCAGAAGCUCCAUGAGCAGGCCAGGGGAAACCUCAUGGACUUCAGUUUCCAAAGGAAACAGCUGGAGGAUUACAUCUCACAGAUGUCUGCAUGGCUGAAAAGUAUGGAGGAUUCCCUGGUUUCUUCUCCCACUGGAUCAGAUCCUGAGGACAUCUGCAGAGUGAAGGACCUUCAGAAAGAGCUGCAAAAUCAGCAGGGAAGCAUUGACUCUACCAGGGAGAGCCUCAACACCCUGUGUAGAAAAUAUCCCUCUGAAGAGCUGGCUGGUCUGGGUUCAGCACUCACUGAUCUCAUCAAGACCUAUGAGUCUGCGAACCAGCUGUCUGCCAGGACACUCGCGUCACUGCAGAACUGUCUUCAGCAGCAGUUCAAUGACCUAGUUCAGGAGUUCCAUCGCUGGCUUUCCGAACAGAGGGAGAUAGUGAAAGAAUGCUCUGACCGAUCUGGAGACACUCAAAUUGUUGAACGCAAACUACAGAAACUAAAGGGCGCCAUGGAUCGUGUGGAGGAGGGUGAGGUCCGUCUCACACAGGUCUGUGAAGAAGGAGAGAAGCUCCUACUCCAUCUUCCCAAAGCCAGUGCCGGGCAGGUCCAGCAGCACCUUUCCUCCAUCCAGCAGGACUGGGACAGCUUUGUGGAGCAGUGCAGACAGAACCAACAGAUCCUGGAGGACAGCGCAUCCCUCAUGAAAGGGUUCGAGGGUCGCCUCAAGAAGCUCAGGUGGUGGUUGGAACAUAUGGAAAAGAGGAUGACCACGGAUCUGUUGGAAGCCAGUCAGCGUGGUCCUGAAAAGGCUGUGCUUGAGCAAGUGGAGGAAUAUCAGCAGGAAGUGCUCAAAGAAAGGGACUCAUUUGAGCGUUUAUGCCAGGAGGGCCAGGCGCUAAAUGAAGGUGGGCGAGGCGACGGUAGUGAGACGAGGGUGUCAGCUCAGCUGCAGUCACAGCACCAGGCCUUGCUGAGGCGUGUGAGAGAACGGCUGCGCAGCUGCCAGCUCACUUUACAGGAGCAACAGGCCUUUGAAGAGACACUGCAGACUACCUGGACCUGGCUUAACGGAGUCCAGGAGCGCCUGGCUUCACUCAACAGCACAGUUGGCAAUAAAGAGACUCUGGAGAAAAGGCUGGGUCUUGUACAGGAUAUCCUGCUAAUGAAAGGCGAAGGUGAAGUGAAGCUCAACAUGACAGUGGGAAAAGGAGAACAGGUCCUGAAGCACAACAGAAUGGAGGGGCAGGAGGCCAUUUGUUCACAGCUACAGAGCCUGAAGGAUGCCUGGGCCAAUAUGUUGAUGACUUCAAUGAGUUGCCACAGUCGUCUGGAGUGGACCGUGGCCCAGUGGACCAGCUUUCAGGAGAACAAGAGCCAGCUGCAGCAGUGGAUGGAGUCAGUGGAGCAGGAGGUUGGGAUGACUCUGCCUCAGCAGCCUGGCCUCAAAGAGAAAUCCGCUUUGCUUGAGCGACUCAGAGCCAUCCUGGCCGACGUGGACGCUCACGCAGGAGCGCUGUCACGCCUAACAGACAAAGCCGUGGAGAUGCAUGAAAAAACUGGCGACCAGACCUUUGGACCAGAGUCGAGGGCAGAGCUCAAUGCACAUUUUGCUGAUAUCUCAGCUGUUGUCAAGGGUAAAGUGCAGUCCAUGCAAAACAUUGUGUCUGAGCAUGAGCAGUAUCUUGAUGCUGUGAGAGACUUCAACGACUGGCUGAUCUCAGCAAAAGAGGAACUCCAGCGCUGGUCGGACCUGUCAGGAAACUCACUCUCUAUUAAAAGAAAACUCUCCAAAGUGCAGGAGUUGCUUGACUCUAAGCAGCGAGGCAGAGAGAGGCUGAAUCGGGUUCAAAGAUGUGGGGCAGUGGCGAGAGAUCACACUGGCUCGGGGGGCUAUGAGGCUAUGGAGCGAGAGGAAGCAGCCUUAUUGUCAUCAUGGGAACAGUGGGAACGUGGAGCGCUACAGACACGGGCCAGUCUGGAGACGGCCCUCUCCCAGAUAGCCAGCUCUGAACAAGAGUUCAGCAGCUUGUCAGCACAGCUCGAGCACGACCUGCAGGAUUUCAACCGUAAGCUACACAACUGGCGUCUUCGUUUGGCCCAUGCAGAGGACAAAAAGGAUGGAGAGGAGGCUGUUAAGCGGUGGCAGAUAGCAAAGGACAUGUUAGAGGAACUUGUCAAAGCUGAGCCCAUGUCUGAUAGUCUAAAGACGCAACUCAACGAUCUGUGCCGGUUCUCCAGAGACAUGGGCACACAGUCUGAGAGAGUGUCUGCUCUUAUUAAAGAAUACAACAGUCUGAGUCUCCAAGCGUCCAGGGAGUGCCAGAGCAAAGAGAAGCUGCUGGAACAAGGUUUCCGCUCCGCCUUCAGAGAGUUCCAGCAGUGGUUGGUCAAUGCCAAAAUCAACACAGCCAAGUGUUUUGAUGUACCUCAAAAUCUCAACGAGGCCUCAUCGAGCUUGCAGAAGAUUCAGGAGUUUCUAAGUGACAGAGACCAAGGUCAGUCAAAGCUGAAUGCUGUGGUUGCAAACGGUGAGCUCAUCUCCACUAUCGUAGGUAAAGACAAAGUCGAUGCAGUUCGGGCAAAAAUGAACACUGCCAGAGAGGACUGGAAAAAUAUGAUGUCUAACCUGCACAACAGAGAAGCAAGUCUACAAAACCUUUUGUCUCAGAUGAAGGAUUUUGAGGCAAGUGCCGAGCCCCUCCAGGAGUGUCUGAAUGUCACCGAGCUGGCUGUACAGGAGAGCAGCACGAGGCUUCAUGACCUCACAGCCAAGAAGUUGGAGCUUCACAAGCUACAGUCUGUGCUUGAGGAAUUAGCCUCUCACGAGGUUCAGCUGAACAGGCUGAAAGAGAAGGCCCAGCUGCUGUGGGAUGAACACGCGGCCGGCAAGGGUUUUGUGCACCGUGUCUCGCAACUCUCUGCUCAGUACCUAGCUUUAACCAACCUGACCAAGGAGAAGGCGUCUCGGAUCGAUCGAAUAGUCACCGAGCACCAGCUUUUCUCCCAAGGGUUAAAGGAGCUUCAGAACUGGGUGGCCGAUACGAGCCACAUGCUGCAGACUUACUGCACCCCCACUGCCGACAAAAACGUUCUUGAUAGCAGGAUGAUCAAGCUGGAGGCCUUGCUGACCGCUCGGCAGGAGAAGGAGAUCCAGCUGAAGAUGCUGAUCACAAGAGGAGAGUCAGUUCAGAGAAACACCUCAGCUGAGGGAGUGCCUGCAGUCCAAAAACAAAUACAGGAGCUAAAAGAUUCCUGGGAUGCUCUACUCUCUGCUUCUAUUCAGUGCAAAAGUCAGCUGGAGGGUUCCCUGUCUCAGUGGACCAGCUAUCAGGAGGAUGUACGACAGUUUGUGGCGUGGGUUGAGCGUGUGGAGGAGAGUCUUGACCCCACGGAUAAACAGUGCCCAGAGAUGAGAGACAAAACUGCAAAUCUGAGCAAAGCCAAGUUGCUGUAUGAAGAAGUGCUGAGCCACAACACCCUGCUGGACACCAUCACUGCAAAGAGUGCCAGUAUUGCUGAGAACUAUGUUGCUCAGCUGGAGCUCCAAGAUCUGCAAGAGCGCUAUAACACCAUCAAAGACAAUGCCAUGAGGGCAGUAGGCAAAGCAGAGGAACUAGUAAAAGCCCACCAGGAGUAUCAGCGGGGUCUCCAUGCGUUUGAGGACUGGCUGGAACAGGAACAAGAGAAGCUCGCCUGCUACACCCAGCUGGAGGGCGAUGUUGAUAUGCUGGAGGAGACUCUCCAAAAGCUGCAGGAACUACAGCUGCGCUGUACGGAGGGCCAGGCUUUGUUAAACACUCUACUGGUCAGUCGAGAACUGGUCGUUCCCUGGGGACUGCCUCAGAUAGAGGAUAGAGCGCUGGAGACCCUGCAGCAGGAGUGGAGGUUGUACCAGGCCCGGCUGGCCGACACACGGGCUCAGCUCAACAGUGCUCUGGCCAAACUGCGACAGAUGGAGCAGAAGUUCCAGCGUCUCGACAGCUGGUUAAAGGGCAUGGAGACCAAAGCACAACUGCGUAGCCAUCGGCGGUCUGACCGCGCCACUAAAGAUGCUCAACUCCAGCUAAUAAAGAGCUGGCAGGAGGAAGUGCUGGUUUAUCAAGAGGAGAUGGAGGGCCUCAGUCUUUUGGCUCAGCAGGUUCUGGAUGAAACCCAUAUUAGCAGUCGGAUCAGUACCAGAGCCACUCAGAUCACAGCCCGCUACCACGCUCUGCUUCUGCAUUUACUGGAGACGAUCAAACAGCUGCAGGAGGAGGUGUCCUGCAUUGAAGAGGCUCAGUGUGUCUUCAGAACCUUCUCAGACUGGCUCAGCAAAGCCCAGAAUAACUUCAGCACUGUGGCUAUAAGUAUCGAUGUAGUGGACCGAUUUGCCAUGGAGAGAAAGAUGAAGAAACUAGAGGCUCUUCAGGGUGACAUGGAGCAGGGUCACACUUACCUGAAGGCAAUGAGGGAGAAGACAGAGCGAGCCAUGGCAUUCUUGGAGGAACCCGAGGCAGAUCAGCUAAAGGAGGAGGUGGAGACCCGUCUCUUCCAACUGGAGGAGUUGAUGGCGGCUCUGCGCACAGAGCACAGCUCCCUCGAGAAAUGUAUCUCACUCUCCAAAGACUUUAUGGAUAAAUACAAGGCCCAGAACCAGUGGGUGACGGAGACCAAGAACCUUUUAGCAUCAAGUGUAGAGCCUAAAGCUGAACUCUACCAGAAGAAGGCUCAGCUAGCAAAGUACAAGACCAUCCAGCAGACAGUGCAAUCGCAUGAGUCAGCAGUGAAAUCUGUCAUCGAGAAAGGAGAGGCCCUGCUCGACACAGUCCACGACCCUACAAUAAGUGACAAUAUGAAAAACCUGCAGGCUGACUACCAAGACCUCUGCUUGGCCGCUAAGACACAGGUCCAGAAUCUUGUGGAGUGGGUGAAGGAGCACGAGGAUUACAACAGUGAGUUGCAAGAGGUGGAGAAGUGGCUGUUGCAGAUGUCCAGUAGACUGGUCACCUCUGACUCCAUGCAGACCAGCAGUAUGGAGAUGGCCACUCAGCAACUUGCCCGACACAAGGCAAUAAUGGAGGAGAUAGCCAGUUUUGAGGAGCGUCUCAGCAGCUUGCAGCAGAAAGGAGAAGGUCUUGUUGCCAGCUGUACAGACCAAGUUCAAGCUAAGAUCAGUCAACAAGUCCAGGCUCACCAGCAGGGAACCAGAGACAGCUACUCCGCCAUUUGCAGCACUGCUCAACGUGUGUACCAGAGUCUAGACCGGGAGCUGCAGAAACACGUUAGCCAUCAGGACACUCUCCAGCAGAGUCAGACCUGGCUCUCCACAGUGCAGGAGGAGCUCCAGCUCAAUGAUCAGGGACCAUCUGGACUGCAGGAGGCACUCAAGCAGGUGAAGCACUACAGGGCCCUUCAGGAGCAGGCCAGUACUUACCUGGACUUGGUGUGUUCUGUGUGUGACCUGUCUGAUGAUGCUGUGAGAGUGACAGCUGCCAAGGUCCAGCAGGUCAAACUCACGAUUGAGGAAAGGAUGUCCAGUGCUCAGGAGCUUUCAGAGGGCUGGAGAGAGAUCAAGGAACAGAAACAAGAUCUAACCAGCCUGUUCCAGGACAUGGAGCAGCAGCUCCUCAGUCUCUCCAGAAGGCCUGCAGAGCUGGAGACCAAGAUAGCUCAAAACAUGCUGUCACAAGCCAAGGAAUGCAGCCAGCAACUGCAAUCUAAACAGAGUAUCCUGACCAAGAUGACCGAGACUGUGAGCAGAUUGACUGGUGGCCAGGACUCCCCAGAACAUGCAGAGCUUGACCGCCUGAGCCAUUCCUGGCUCGACCUCUGCCAUCAGGCCAACAAGCUGCAGGGCCAGAGGGAGGAGGACCUGCAGAGGUCUAAAGAAUACCAUGACUGUAUCUCUGCAGUGGAGGCACUGUUCGAACAGGUCUCCAAAGAGUGGGACAAUCUGGCCAGAACGGAUGCUGAAAGUUCAUCUCAGCACUUGGAGGCUUUACGGAAACUUGCGGUAACCCUGGAAGAACAAAAAGGCACUCUUGAGGACCUUAAAGAUCAGAAACAGAAAGUCAUCCAACAUUUGAACCUGGAUGACAAGGAGCUGGUAAAAGAGCAAAUCAGCCACUUUGAGCAGAGAUGGUCUCAAAUGCAAAACCUAAUUGAGAGGAAAAUCCAGGACUCAGUGGUGACGCUAGAAGAUAUGAGCCAAGUAGAGGCCCGUCUGAGAGAGGCUCGGGACUGGGCAGAGGAGCAGCAGCCCGCCCUGUCCGAGGCCAUGAAAAUGAGUCCACCCCCUGAGCUGGCUCAGAGCUUCCUGUUUGACCACCUGAGCAUUUGCAGUGAGUUGGAGGCCAAGCAGCUCUUGCUGGCCCAGGCCAUGGCCGAUGCUGACAGGGUGCUGGCCCGUCUGGGCCUCAGUGAACGGCAGCGUUUGCAACAGCUGAUUUCUGCCACCCAAUCUGAAGUGGAAUCUUUGAGCGUGAAAGUGGUGCAGCGCAGAAAACACCUCAGCAAGGCUUUCACAGAGAGGACGCAGUUCCUGAUGGCUGUUAACCAGUCAAUUUCCUGGGUCCAGCAGAAUGAGAAGAAGGCCCAGGCAGAGGAGUACAUUGCCUUGUUACCUGAUGACCUGGCCAAGCAGGUAAGAACAUGCAGGAACAUCCAAAGCAGUCUCAAAGCCUAUCAGAGUGAGCUGACCUCCUUGUGGUCUCAGGGGAGGGAUCUGAUGAGAGAUGCCAGCGAGGAAGAAAGGAAUGAGAUUCUCACAAAGUUACAGGAGUUACAAAACAUCUUUGACAAAACCUUACAUAGAUGUGGCCAGAAACUGCAGGAGCUCGAAAAGGUAUUAGUUUCCAGAAAGUAUUUCAAGACCGAUCUAGAGAAAAUAUGCCAAUGGUUGAAACAAGCUGAUAUAGUCACCUUUCCUGAAAUCAAUCUCAUGGUUGGAGACGCUGAAUUGGAAGCACAACUACUGAAGUAUCAACUGAUAGUUGAGCAAGCAAUUGAAUAUGAGAACCUCCUCCUAAUUGUACAAAGAGCUGGCCAGGAAAUAUUGCCCACUCUGAAUGAAGUCGACCACUGCUAUUUAGAUGAAAAACUCAACACCCUCCCCCACCAAUAUAACAGCAUAUUAGCACUAGCCAAAGAGAAACAGGAGAAAAUCCAGCAGGCUAUUCUUACAAGGAACGAGUACACCUCUUUCAUAGAUGUCACUCAUAAAGCACUUAAAGAGCUCGAAGAACAGUUCAACAAUCUUGGCACACAACCUGUAGGGCUGCAGACAGAAGAAGUUGUCAGUUUGCAGAGUGAUUACAAAGCCAUUCAGGCAGAUCUGAGCAACCUUGGUCUAGCUGUGAGUGAACUGAACCAGAAGAAAGAGGGAUUUCGGAGCACUGGUCAGCCUUGGCGCACAGAGGAAAUGACCCAGCUUGUGAGCCUGUACAACGGCCUGAAGAGGUUGGUUGAACAGAAAGUAGAGCAUCUGGAUGAAACCUUGGAGACAUUUGAGGACCGCAAGGCGAUGGCCAUGCAGGUCGACUCUCAGUUAAAGGCCACAAAGGAGCAGCUGGUUAAAGUCAACGCAGAGACCCAGUCGGCUGAGGAGAGGCUGAAGAACUACCAUGCUCUAGCAGGGAGUCUCCAGAGUGCCAACUCUCACUUGUCAAGGCUCAUGGAGCAGAUGGACACUCUUGCCCCCCGUGUGGACCAUGCGGCCCAUGACGCCUCUAAAGACCAAGUGGUUCUGUGGCAAGAGGAGCUACGGUCUUUGCAGGCUGCAGUAGGGGAGCUGAUAGAAGAGUGUGAGAACAGGUUUGUUCAAAGUAAAGACUUUGAGACAGAGAUGAAGAGGACUCUGGACUGGCUGCAGCAGGUCAGGGAUGAACUGGGCUGUGCUGUGAUCGUGGACGUGAGGGUGGAGAAGGUGCAGGAGGAGAUCAGGAAGCAGCAAAUCAUGCAGGAGGAAGUGCAGUCCAGGCUGAGAAUUGUGGCCGCUCUCAGUAGCAGGGAGAAACAGGAGUAUAACAGUGCCAAUGAGCUUGUCCCGGCCCAUGUAGAUACAAACCUGGAAGAAAUGGCAAAGCUUCAGGCCGAUGUCCAAAAAGCACUGAGCUCAAAACAGAUUACUCUGGAGGAAGCUCUGGGGUUGUGUCAGAAGUACCACUUCAGGAUGCAAUCGGCCUGUGAAUGGCUGGAGGACGCCGUGUCCUUCCUGCAGCAAGCUAGCCUUGGUGUGGAUGUGGAGAACUACGAGGAGUGUCUCCGGCAGCAAGGGGACAUCGUGGCCACGGAGCAGGAGUUCCUCAGCCACCUGGAGGAGCUGCAUGGCCUGCUGCCCCAGCUGGAGAACCUGGUCAACCCCACAGCUAAAGAGCAGCUCCGUUUGAGCGUGGAGUCGGCAAAGCAGAGAGGCGUGGAGGUCCGAGAUCAGCUCCAGUGUCACCAGGAUGUCCUUCAUAGCUGUGUGGCUCAGUGGAAGUCAUACCAGGAGGCGAGGCAGACUGUCAUUGAGAUUAUGAAUGAAGCUGAAAAGAAGCUGACAGAAUUUUCCACUGCAAAGGCAGCCACAAGCCAAGAGGCUGAAGAUAAGCUGUGCAGUCAUCGGUCGCUUGUAUCACUGGUGAAUGGCUUCCAAGAGAAGCUGAGUGGUUUAGAGGAGCAAGCCGCUCAGCUGGAGCUGGUGGGGAGUGAUGCCAGCAAGGCCACCAUCAGUCGCUCAAUGACCACUGUGUGGCAGCGCUGGACUCGACUACGCAGUGUGGCACGGGGACAGGAGAGAGUACUCGAGGACACGGCACAGGAAUGGAGGACUUUUAGGGAGAAGAUGGUGAAGGUGAGAGCAGUGUCUGAUGAGCUCCAGAGCCGUUUCCCUGACAGUGCCGUGGAGAAGGCCUCCAAAGCCACCCUGCAGUCGCUGCUAGACCAGCACGACCUGCUGAGCCAAGACUUAGAGAGAGAGCUCUCCUCUCUUACACUGCUCCGCCAGUACGCCCUCAGCCUAUUGCACGAUGUGGAAGUGCCUUCACCCACAAAUGACCAGGAUGAGCUGCCCAGCCUGAAGGAGAUCAGAGCUGUGCAAGACCAAAUGGAAAGCCUUCUGACACAGUCCAGGACUAAGCGGGCUCAAACAGCUCAGGAACUGAGGGAAAGAGAGGAAGUGGAAAAGGAACUCAGUGUUGCGAAGGCCUGGAUCCAGGAGACCAGGGAGCUUCUUCUCAAUCCCACACCAGACAUCGAUUCUCUACUGCAGGAGCUUGAGAUUGUGCAUGGAGAAGUGAUCACCUAUCGUCAGAAUGUGGAUAAAUUAGCAGAGCAGCAACAGAGCAAGUACCUGGACCUCUACACUAUAUUGCCCUCUGAAAUCUCCAUGCAACUAGCUGAGGUCUCACUCGCAUUGGGUGCCAUUGAGGAUCAGGUUCUUUCCAAAGAGAGAGAAAUUCAGAAAACCAGAGAAAUAAAAGAGGACUUCAGCUCCAGGAUCCAUGAAAUCUCUGAGAAACUUAAAGCUAUCGCUGCUAAAUUCAAGGAAAAAUCUCCAGAUGUUGAUCAUGCUAAAGAAGAGGUCAAGAGCCUGGCUGAAGACUUGGACUCCUGCGGUCGCACCCUCUGUGAGCUGGACGCUGCCAUACAAGAGUUUGGCCGCAGAAACCCCCUACUGGCCAAACAGCUGAGCGACGCCAUCAGCAAGCUGUCAGAGAUGCAUCACCACACAACGCGGCUGGCAGACUGCAGGAACAACUGGCUCAAAAAGGCUGUCUGCUAUUUAGAUGAGUAUAAUGAGAUGCUGGACUUCAUUGUGAGGUGGUCGGAGAAAGCCAAAAGCCUGGUGAGGGCAAACAUCAUCUGGAACUCGUCUGUUCACCUGCAGGAGCAGAUACGGAUGUAUCAGGCUGUCCUGCGUGAGUCUCGGGAGCUCCACGGAGACCUGGAGUCAAUGGCGGAGAAAGUAGAGCUCCUGUCUGAGGUGCUGCAGGUUGAAUCUAUGAGCCAACAGGUUUGUGAACUCAGUCGACACACAGAGGAGCUUCAGCAAAGCAUCAAGAUGCGGCUGCAGAGCUUGGAGGAUGCAGAUAAGAGUAUGGAGGCGCUGGAGUAUGAAGUUAAGGCCCUACAUGUAGCUCUGGAGCAGGUGCAAGCCACACUGACCUCACCAGAGUUGGCACGCCAGAGCCUCAAAGAACAACUCGCUCAGAGACAGCGUUUGUUGUCAGAUAUGGAGAGCUUCAAGCAGCAGGUGCAGGCAGUCCAGAUGUGUCAGAGUGCUCUGCGGGUCCCAGAGGAGGUGAUGCCCAACCUUGCCAUUUGUCGCACAGCUCUGCGUCUGCAGCAAGAAGCCAGUCAGUUGCAGCAUGUGGCCAUUCAGCAAUGCAACAUUCUACAGGAGGCAGUGGUGCAGUAUGAGCAAUACGAGCAGGAAGUGAGAGACCUACAGGGGCUGAUCGAGGAAGCACACCGUGUCAUCCAGGACCGACCAAUCCCUGCCAGCAACAUCCAGGAGCUGCAGGCCCAGAUCCUUCACCAUGAAGAACUUGCCCAGAAGAUUAAAGGUUACCAAGAGCAGAUCGCCUCACUGAACUCAAAAUGCAAGAUGCUGGCGGUGAAGGCCAAGCAUGCCACCAUGCUGCUGACAGUGACUGAUGUGGAGGGGCUGCCUGAGGGGCUGCAGGACAUGGAUGGGGAGAAAUCAAAGAAAUCCUCAGCACAAGCCGUCAUGAUGACGGCUGGCCGCUGUCACACACUCCUGUCUCCUGUAACUGAGGAGUCUGGGGAGGAGGGCACUAACAGUGAGGUCUCUUCUCCUCCUGUCUGUCGCUCUCCCUCCCCCAUCACUCACACUGAGGCCACUGUAACCAAGGUAUCUGCCUUCUCUAUUCCUCUCGACAGCUUUUUGUUUUUUAUCAGUCAUUCUCCAAUCCAAGAAUUAUAUGAUCCGACAUUUGAGUCCGUGGCCAACCUAGAUGACUUGCAGCGCUCAUGGGAGACGUUGAAAAAUGUGAUCAGCGAGAAGCAGAGGUCUCUAUAUGAAGCUCUGGAAAAACAACAGCAUUACCAGGGUUCACUCCAGUCAAUCUCUUCUAAAAUGGAGGCUCUGGAGGCCAAACUGAGCGAGCCUCUGGAGGCAGAUAAAAGCCCAGAUAGCCACAUAAAGGCCCAUGAGGGUCUGAUAGACGAGAUUCAGAGUGUGCAGGAGGAAAUAGACAGGCUGCAGACGAGCUUCACAGAGGAUCUGGCCUCUGAUGCUGUGGACUCGGACAUGGCUGACCAGCUGGCCAUGCAGUCCUCCCUCGCUGUGUUGGCUGAGAGGAUGGCCACCAUCCACAUGAAGGCUUCAGGGAAACAACAACUAUUGGAGGAGCGCGUUAGUGACCGACUGGAGGGUCAACGUCAGGAACAGGCCAUACAGUUCUAUCAGACCCAGGCAGAUGGACUGGACCAGUGGUUGAUCAGAAUGCGCAGUGCCGUUACCUCCAUCCUCGAACCUAAACCUCUGGAGGAGACAGACAUGGAGGAUCAGCUCGCUGAAUGUCAAAACAUGCUGCUGGAGAUUGAAGAGAAGGUGUUGGCCCUGUCAGAGCUGUCCAUGCACAGUGAGAACCUGCUGCUGGAGGGUCGGACAGAGACCAGAGAGGAAUCGGAGCAGUUGGGCAGGAAGUUACGCACUUUGAAGGGCGGCCUGUUGGAGCUGCAGAGGAUGCUACAAGACAAGCAGAGUAACAUCCAGGGCUCUCUGCAGGAGCAGGAGGACAGUGAGUCAGACUCCAGUCUCUCACAGAGUCCCAGUGUGCAGGACUGGCUGGCCCAGGCCCGGACCACACGAACCCAACAGCACCAGGACAGUCUUCAAAGACAGAGGGAGCUGGAGGAGCAACUUGCAGAGCAGAAAAAGCUGCUUCAGUCAGUUGCUAGCAGAGGAGAGGAGAUUCUCAUCCAGCAGGCCUCGCCCAGCAGUGCCAGUACAACAGAGCCGUUUUCAGCAGCAGCUUUGGUUGAGAGGGAAACUCAGGCUGCACGAGAACAGAUGAGGCAGAGAUGGGAGAGCCUGAGAUUAGAGCUGAAAACAAAACUGCAGCUCCUACAGAAAACUCUGGAUCAGGACCACAAGCAGCUGGUUUAUUCCAGAGCCUCUCGUGUGACCACAGCUGGCUCAUUGUUCAAAGGAGAAACACAAGCGGACAAAUCCUCCCUGAAGACUCUGUAUGACAGCUUCAGACAGACAAUAGAAGACAUGACCACUCAGCCCGGUGGCGGUGAGACACAGGUGGCGCAGAUGGAACAGCAGCUCUACACAGCUGUGUCAUCCACCUCCUCCUGGCUGGAUGGUGUGGAGAACAACGUCUUCUCUGGCUCAGUGCUGCUGGCUGAAAACGCAGAGACCCAGCUAGAAAAGCAAGAGACAUUAGAAAACGAUGUGAUGCACAUGACGGAGGAGGUGAAGCUCAGCCAGGCUCUGCUAGCUGGGUCUUCAAGUUUGAGACAUGAAGACCGGGCGCUGCUGGAGGACAACCUUGAGUGCCUGAAAGAGAGAUUAGGAGCUCUGGGUUGUGCUCUGGCACAACGCUGUGACCACAUGAGGACCAGAGCACAUGAACUCACAGCCUACCAGACUGAGCUACAGCUUCUCCAAACUGCUUUAAUUGAGACAAAGUGCCAGAUCCUACAGGCCUUAGCUGGAGCCAUGGACAGACCAGCCUCAAAACAGCUGGAGGUCAUCGCCAGUGCAGAGGAGAGCCUGAAAGACUUUGAACAGAGAAUCGCAGAGAUCAAAGCCAGAGGAGCAGCACUGCAAGCCGAUCAGAUAUCAACAAACAAAAUACUGAAACUCCAGGAUUCUUAUGAAGAGCUGGUGAUGACCGUGGGUUCCCGGCGCAGCGGGCUGAACCAGAACAUGGCUCUGAAGGAGCAGUAUGAGCGUGCACUGCAGGACCUGACCGACCUGGUGGAUACAGCUAAGGACAAGAUGGCUGCUGAUCAGAGGAUCAUUGCCAGCUCUGUGGAGGAAGUCCAGAAUCACCUCGACAAACAUAAGGAGUUCUUCCAGGGUCUGGAGUCCCAUAUGAUUCUAACAGAAACAUACUUCAGGAAAAUCAGUGGCCUGAUGCUUCCCAAAGAGAGCCAAGUCCUGGAGGAGACACUGGCUGAGGCUCAGAGCGUCCUCAAAGAGGCACACAGUAAAGGAGUGGAGCUCGAGUGUAUCCUGGAGACUUGGUGCCGCUUGGUGCAGGAUUACCAGAGUCUAAACCGACAGUUGGAGGCAGUUGAAGGAAACAUCCCCUCUGUUGGUCUGGUGGAGGAGACGGAAGAAAGGCUCAUGGACAGAAUCUCGUUGUAUCAGGGUCUGAAGGGGAAACUGACAGAGCACCAACACAAGCUCCACCAGGUGCUGGAUGAGGGCAAACACCUCUUGCUGUCAGUGUGUUGUCCUGCACUGGAGAAUCAACUCGCACUGCUGGGGGAACACUGGCUCAACAAUACUGACAAGGUCAACAAGGAACUGCAGCGCCUGGAGGCCAUCUUAAAACACUGGACCAGGUAUCAGAGGGAGUGUGCAGAGCUCAGCGAGUGGCUGCAGUCUGCUCUGGAGCGCCUGGAGUUUUGGAACACGCAGGCGGUGUUAGUGCCACAGGAGCUGGAAAGUGUCCGAGACCACCUCUCUGCUUUCCUUGAGUUUUCAAAGGAAGUUGAGGGCAAGUCCAGCCUGAAGAGCUCAGUGGUAACCGAGGGCAACCAGCUGCUGCGACUGAAGAAAGUGGACACAGUGGUGCUGCGGUCUGACCUGGGACGCAUUGACACACAGUGGACUGAGCUGCUCACACGCAUCCCAGUGGUCCAGGAGAAGCUGCAUCAGAUCCAAAUGGAGAAGUUGGCCUCCCGUCAUGCCAUUUCUGAGCUGUUUAACUGGAUCUCCUUGAUGGAGAAUGUCAUUGAGGAAGAUGAAGAAAACCUCAAAAGUGCUGUGGGGUCAAAUGUGAUUCAAGACUACUUGCAAAAAUACAAGGGCUUCAGAGUAGAUUUAAGCUGCAAGCAGCUGACUGUGGACUUUGUCAACCAGUCAGUGCUGCAGAUCAGUGGUCAGGAUGUGGAGAGCAAGCGCAGUGAUAAGACAGACUUUGCUGAGCGCCUCGGAGCCAUGAACAGACGCUGGCAGAUCCUCCAAGGCCGCAUCAAUGAGAGGAUCCAGUUCCUGGAGAGCCUUUUGGAAAUGUGGCUGGAAUACGAGAGCAGCAUUCAGGCCCUGAAGUCCUGGAUGGCAACUCAAGAGGAAAAGCUGAAGAGGAAACACCGGAUAGAGGAUUUGACAUCGGUGCAGAAUGCUCUCAAAGACUGUCAGGAAAUGGAGGAGUUGGUGAAGGAAAAAGAGAAAGAACUAGAGCGGGUGGAGGAGCAGGGCUGUGCCCUUGUCCAGAACAAGACCGAUGAGGCCUGUGCUAUCGUCAUGGAGACACUCCAGUGUGUCAAUCACACCUGGGCUAACCUGGAUCACUUGAUAGGACAACUAAAGAUCAGUUUGAAGUCGGUGCUGGAUCAGUGGAGUCUUUACAAGCGUGCUUCAGAGGAGAUCAAUGGCUACCUGAUGGAGGGAAGGUACUCCGUGUCUCGUUUUCGCCUCCUCACAGGCUCCCUGGAGGCUGUUCAGCUGCAGGUGCAGAGUCUGCAGGAUUUGCAAGAGGAACUGGAGAAACAGGAGAGCAGCUUGAGAAAGUUUGGUGCUGUGACCCACCAACUGCUGAAGGAGUGUCACCCUUCAGUGUCAGACUCCCUAAACAAUGCCCUCAAGGAUGUCAAUGCAAGAUGGACCGGCUUACUCGAGGAGAUUGCGGAGCGUCUGAGAAGCAGCAAGGCUCUGCUUCAGCUGUGGCAGCGCUACAAGGAGCUUUAUGAGCAGAGCUGCAGCAGCAUCCAGCGGCAGGAGGAAAAGGCAGACCAGCUACUCAAGACCACCUGCAGCAAGGACAUCUCUGAUGAGGAGGUGUCCGACUGGAUCCAAGAAUACAGCGAGCUGCUCCGGUCCCAAGCUCCAGUGCAGGCCUCCUUGCAAGUUCUCCAAGAACUGGGAGAUCAGCUGAAACAGCAGGUGGACACUUCUGCAGCAUCUAACAUCCAGUCAGAUCACCUCUCUCUCACCCAGCGGCUUUCUGCUGUGGAACAGGCCCUUACCAGACAGCUCACCACCCUGCAGACUGGAGUUCAAGAUUAUGAAACCUUUAAUGAUCAAUUGGAUUCAUUGGGAUCCUGGUUAGUUGAAGCGGAGGAGGCUCUGAAAGUGCAAGAUCCCAACGGCUCCACCGACCUGACAGUAAUCCAGGACCGCAUGGAGGAUCUCAAGAGGCUCAUGCUGAAAUUCAGCAGUAUGGCCCCUGAAUUAGAGCGUCUUAAUGAGCUCGGUUAUCGGCUCCCUCUCAACGAUACAGAGAUCAAACGCAUGCAGAAUCUCAACAGGAGCUGGUCAGCAGCCUCAGCACAGACCACAGAGAGAUUCAGCAAACUUCAGUCCUUCCUGCUGCAGCAGCAGACCUUCCUGGAGAAGUGUGAAACAUGGAUGGAGUUCUUGGUCCAAACUGAAGAGAAUCUGGCUGUGGAAAUUUCUGGGAACUACCAGAGUUUGAUCGAGCAGCAAAAAGCCCAUGAGUUGUUCCAAGCUGAGAUGUUCAGUCGCCAACAGAUCCUCCACUCUAUCAUCAGUGAUGGACAGCGGAUGUUAGAGCAGGGUCAGGUAGAUGACAGAGAUGAGUUCAACCUGAAGUUGACUCUGCUGAGUAACCAGUGGCAGGGCGUUGUCCGCCGUGCUCAACAGAGGCGCGGCAUAAUUGAUGGUCUGAUCCGUCAGUGGCAGCGCUACAGAGAAAUGGUGGAGAAGCUACGCAAAUGGCUGGUGGAGGUGUCCCACCCUGCAGAGGCCCUUCAGGCGGGGACUACAGUGCCUCUGCAACAAGCCCGCUCCAUGCUGGACGCUGUCCAGCUGAAGGAAAAAGUGCUGCAGCGUCAACAGGGCAGCUACAUCCUGACAGUCGAGGCUGGCAGACAACUGCUCCUGUCGGCUGAUAGCCGGGCAGAGAUGGCCCUGCAGACAGAGCUUACUGAUAUCCAAGAGCGAUGGAAACAUGCCAGCAUCUGCCUGGACGAACAGAAGAAAGAGCUUGCCACCCUGUUAAAGGACUGGGAGAGGUGUGAAAGAGGUAUUGGUGGAUCACUGGAAAAACUUCGAGCCUUCAAACGGCAGCUCUCCCAGCCUCUCCCUGAUCACCAUGAGGAUCUGCAAGCUGAGCAGAUGCGCUGCAAGGACCUGGAGAAUACAUUUGAUGGCUGGACGGGGGAUCUGGCUCACCUGACUGUACUGAGAGAGUCACUGUCUUGUUACAUCAGCGCUGAGGACCUUUCUGUGCUGCAGGAGCGAAUUGAGCUUCUGCAUCGACAGUGGGAUGAAAUCUGCCACCAGCUGUCCCUGCGCAGGCAGCAGGUGAGUGAGAAGCUGAAUGAGUGGACUGUAUUCAAUGAGAAGUACAAGGAGCUCUGCGAGUGGCUCACCAACAUGGAGAGCAAGGUCUCCCAAAAUGGUGACAUCAGUAUUGAGGAGAUGAUCGAGAAGCUUCGCAAGGACUACCAGGAAGAGAUCACUGUGGCUGAGGAGAACAAGUUACAGCUGAACCAGCUGGGAGAGCGUCUGGCCAGAGCCAGUCACCAGAACAAAGCUACUGAGAUUGAACAAAAACUCGGCAAAGUCAGCGACCGCUGGCAGCACCUCCUGGAUCUCAUUGGAGCCAGAGUGAAGAAGCUGAGAGAAACUCUGGUGGCCGUGCAGCAGCUGGAUAAGAAUAUGAGCAGCCUGCGCUCCUGGCUCGCCCACAUCGAGACUGAGCUGUCUAAGCCCAUCGCCUAUGACGCCUGUGACUUCCAGGAGAUUCAGAGGAAGCUCGAUCUGCAGCAGGAGCUUCAGCGUGACAUAGAGAAACACAGCACAGGAGUGGCGUCUGUGCUGAAUCUAUGCGAGGUGCUUCUGCACGACUGUGACGCCUGCGCCACGGAUGCAGAGUGCGACUCCAUCCAGCAGGCAACUCGUAGCCUUGAUCGCCGCUGGCGGAGCAUCUGUGCCUUGUCUAUGGAGAGGAGACUCAAGAUUGAGGAGACGUGGCGUUUAUGGCAGAAAUUCCUAGAUGACUUUGCACGAUUCGAGGAGUGGCUGGCCACUUCAGAAAAGACUGCUGCUCUGCCCAACUCCUCUGGUGUGCUGUACACUGUAGCCAAAGAGGAACUAAAGAAAUUUGAGGCCUUCCAGAGGCAAGUCCAUGAAAGCCUGACCCAGCUGGAGUUAAUCAACAAGCAAUAUCGCCGCCUGGCCAGAGAAAACCGCACUGACUCGUCCUGUCGUCUGAGGGAGAUGGCCCAUGAUGCCAAUCAGCGAUGGGACAACCUGCAGAAGAGGGUGGCAUCCAUCCUUCGUAGGCUUAAGCACUUUAUUAGUCAGAGGGAGGAGUUUGAGACAGCCAGAGAUGGCAUCUUGGUGUGGCUGACAGAGAUGGACCUGCAGCUGACAAACAUCGAACACUUCUCUGAGUGUGACAUUCAGGCCAAGAUCAAACAACUCAGGUCAUUCCAGCAGGAGAUUUCCCUGACAACAGCCAAGAUCGAACACAUCUUCCACAAGGGAGAGGCACUGAUAGAGAAGAGCGAGCCUCUGGAUGCUGCCGUCAUCGAGGAGGAGCUGGAAGAGCUACAACGCUACUGUCAGGAAGUGUUUGGUCGAGUGGAGCGGUACUACAAGAAACUCAUUCGUCUUCCCCUUGCAGAUGAUGAUACUGAAGUGUCAUUCUCGGACCGUGAGCUGGAGCUGGACGAGCCUGGUGAUUUGUCCAGCCUGCCAUGGAGUGAACGUUUGGGGGAUGGCUUCCUGUCACCUCUGCCCUCCUCCGGCCGCUCUGCCUCCCUGGCGGCCCAGCUCCGGACGGAGCGCUCGGGCAGGGACACCCCUGCCAGUGUGGACUCCAUCCCCCUGGAGUGGGACCAUGACUACGACCUCAGCCGAGGCCUGGAGAGCGCCAGCAGGGCCCUGAGAGAGCAGCAGAGUGAGGAGGGAGACUUCAUCCAGCGCCCUGCUUCCACCUUGUCAGGGGAGGUUCCCUCUACAGACUCACAUGUUCACCCUCUGGACGUCAGCCGUUUCCACCUGCAGCAGUCGGAUAGCAGCCGCAGCCGCACUCCCACAAGCACAGAGCUGGAUGCUUCAUACAUGGGAUACAUGCGGCUGCUGGGUGAGUGCCGUGGCAGCAUUGACACAGUGAAGAGGAUGGGCUUUGAGCUCAAGGAGGAAGAAGACACAGUGUCUGGACUGGCAGAUCCCAGUAGCUCAGAAUCCCAGACAUCAGGAGUGAUUGAACGCUGGGAGCUCCUGCAGGCUCAGGACCUCAGCAAAGAGAUGCGCACAAAGCAGAGCCAGCAGCAGUGGCAGCAGCUGAACUCUGACCUGAACAAUGUUUGGACUUGGCUGGGAGAGACGGAGGAUGAGCUGGAGCAGCAGCGGAGGCUGGACCUCAGCACAGACAUCCAGACGAUUGAGCUGCGCAUCAAAAAGCUCAAGGAGCUGCAGAAGGCGUACGAGAAGCGCAAGGCUAUUGUGCUUUCCAUCAACCUGUGCAGUACUGAGUUUGUGCAGACAGACACAGAGGAGUCCCGAGAGCUACAGGCCAAACUGAAAGACAUGAACAACCACUGGGACAAACUGGGCAGCUCACUGGAGGAGUGGAGGUCUUCAUUACAGGAAGCCCUCAUGCAAUGUCAAGACUUCCAUGAGAUGAGCCACGGUCUGCUGCUCUGGUUGGAAAACAUCGACCGCAGGAGGAAUGAGGUGGUUCCCAUCGACCCCAUCCAGGACAGUGACACUCUCCAUGAGCAUCAUAAAACACUUACGCAAAUCCGCCAGGAGCUGCUGGACUCCCAGCUUAAAGUCGCCUCACUACAAGACAUGUCCCUCCAGUUGCUGGUCAACUCUCAGGGCAGCGACUGCCUGGAGGCUAAGGAGAAGGUUCAUGUUAUUGGGAACCGCCUUAAACUGCUGCUAAAAGAAGUAACCAGAGACCUCAGAGAGUUAGCCAAGAUUCUGGACAUCACAAGCAGCCAACAGGAUCUGUCUUCUUGGUCUUCUGCUGAUGAUCUGGACACAUCCGGAUCCCUCAGUCCUGUGUCAGGACGGAGCACGCCAAGUCGCCGACGAUCGCAACGGGGCAAAUGUAGUCUGUCACAGCCUGGACCCUCUGUGAGCAGUCCACACCACAGCGACGCUGGAUCCGCUUCCUUCCCUUCUGACUCGGAGACAUCAACGGUUCGUAGGUCGUCAUUUCUGCGGCGCAUCCUCUGGGUCGCGUUGCCUUUCCAGCUCUUCCUGCUCCUGUUAGUGGUCCUUGCCUUCCUGCUGCCAUUGUCCGAGGAGGACUACUGCGCUCAGUCCAACAACUUUGCCCAUUCCUUCUACCCGAUGCUCAGCUACACGAACGGACCACCUCCAGUGUAGGCUGGCUGUCAGGGCGUUUUCAUCUCAGUGUUCUUGCAUCAGUAUGACCUGAACAGGAAUCACAGUGAUAUCCUCUAAACGGUCGAUCACGUUGGGAGCAAAAAACUAAUCUUGGUCAUCCAUUUGUAUUGCAGAAAAACAGUUGUCAUCCACAGUUAAUAUCUUUGUGUGUAGCGCAUAGGAUCAAGCAUCUCACUAUGAUACUCUGUGUAAUGCUGUGUCGAUUAAGGAGCAGCUUUGGUGAAGAAACAGUUUUUUGCACAGUGGACGUUGCCGUAUGAGUGAACUGUUCAGCCAGUGGCGUGUACAAGAUGUAUUUCUCUGAAGGAAACCGUCAGUGGAUAGCACCAAAGUUAAAUGCUGAAGUAUAACCAUGUGAAUUUGCUUGCAACUCGAAAGUUUGUAAAGAAAAAAGAAAAAAAACCCAUUUAAUAUAUCUUACAUUGCAAUUAUUUUUUUACUUGUAUUUUGGCAUGCAGUUCUAAUUUUUUGCUUUUAUUUACCUACAUUCCUCAUUGUAUCUGUGGUUAGACAGUCCAUUUUUAACUUGAAUUACACUGAUUCAUGUAAAAUUCAGUUAAGCCAAGACGUGUUUUCAUAUCAAAGUCAGACACAAUUCAACAUCAAUCAUCCAUGGUCUUUAUACAUUUUACAAUUUUAUUUUUUAAAAAUCUGAAAUAAGACUUUAAGAUUGAGAAUUAUGACAUAUAGAAACUAUUGUAUAUUUUGUAUGACUGUCAGUUCAGUAUCAAAUGUAUAACAGUCCAGGAUUAUUUAACGUGUAUAUAAUGGUAAAACAUUAAUAUGAGAAAUGUAUGUAUAUGCGACCAUCAAAAACAAUGAAU